AUGGAGCAGCACUAUCCUCCGAUUGGAGUGGAGUUCCUGAGGAUUUUCGCCACCAUAGAGACCAUCGUAACCUCGGUGUCGGACGAGUUCCCCAAAUACUUGAGGAAAAACAAACCUCUCUUUACUUUGAUCUUCUGUGCCAUCUUCUUCGUCUGCGGGUUCCCCAUGAUUACAGAGAAUGGGAUGUUCAUGCUGCAGUUGGUGGACACGUACGCAGCCUCCUACUCUUUGGUCAUCAUUGCGAUCUGCGAGCUGUUGGGGAUUUCCUACCUCUAUGGUCUGCAGAGAUUUUGUGAGGACAUUGAAAUGAUGAUUGGUUUCCAGCCAAACCGAUUCUGGAGAAUCUGCUGGGGUUUUGUGACUCCAACCAUUCUGACGGGCAUCCUGGGAUUGAGUCUGUACCAGUGGAAGGGGAUGACGUAUGAGGACUACACCUACCCCACCUGGUCCAUGGUCAUGGGCUGGCUCAUGGUCUGCUGCUCCGUCAUCUGGAUCCCCAUCAUGUUCUGCGUUAAGAUGUACCUCGCACCUGGCAGCUUUAGAGAGCGCCUGAAGCUGGUCUGCUCCCCUCAACCCGACUGGGGUCCCUUCCUGUUGAAGCACCGUGGAGAACGCUACAAAAACAUGACCGACCCCCUGGGAACCAACUCUCUUGGUCUCAAACUUCCCCCCAAGGACUUCCAGCUCGGCACCUACCAGUAAACAGUAGCAGUUACCCUGACAUAAUUGCACCAACAACCUCCAACCCCUGCAGGGGGCACCUGGAAACACCCCUCCUCUCCCUUCUCUCCCUUUCUCCUGUUUGUGCUUCACCCUCAUGUGUCCUGUCAUCCUCCCAGUUUGGUGGAUCUGCAGACAGACCCCCUCUCCCUUCCCUCCUUCCUCUCCACCCCCUCCUCUCUUCUUUCAUGGAGGAGUGGCUUCCCAGGUGGGGUCUACUCCUCCUCUGCGGCUUCGUACUCGGUUAAUGGGCUAUCAUUGCCCCCCACACAUGACCACUGAUUACUUCAGAACCCUUCCCAGGGAUCUUUAUUCCAAGAGAAGAUUGUGUCAUAAAAAUGACACAGCUCAGAUUGCACUUGCAAUAUUAGACUCACCAUAGCUGCCCCCUAUGGAGUCGUGUGUGUACGUGCGUUUGUGUGUGCAUGUGAUAAUGAAUCACUUGGUGCGAGCAGACACAGGAAAACAAAAAGAAAAUUGUGAGACAGAGAAGCAGCGGUUCAAUGAGCUCGGCGGGGAUCUGUGUUUUGUUCCAUUCGUGUGCACAUUUCCAACAGCAUUACAAAUAAUAUCAGCCUCUGGAAAAAAGAAGAAAAUUGCUCUGGUUUCACAUUUCGUUCCUACCCAGCAGUAUAUAUGUAUAUUCACAGCAGCUUCUGCUCACUCGCUCUUGCUUUGUUAAAAAUAGAUUAUACGAUCUGCAAUGUGUGCCUCCUCCUUCGCAGUAGAGUAGCGAAUGCAUCCUGAUAACCACAUUCAGUAGAUACACUUCGGCCUGGAUGACUCUGCAGUAUGGUAGAAGCUUGGGUCUAUUUUUCUCUCUGAAUCCAAGGGACUAUUUGUGAUACCCUCUCCUUUGGUCUAUUUACUAAGUUAUACUCCUGGUCUCCUUUAUUAUAUUAUUCUAAAAUGUAAAGAACACAUUCCCAAUGUAGGACAUCACUAGAGUAGUCUCUCCUUCCUUUAGUAACGUGGCCAUUUAACCAAUUUAACACACUAAAACCUGACCUUAUAGUCACUCUGUGCUUAUAUUUUAGACAGUGUAUUAAUCUCUGUAUGUGUUGUGAACCUGUCAAGU
This is a messenger RNA of Notothenia coriiceps (black rockcod), 1798 nucleotides long. Its product is annotated as sodium- and chloride-dependent glycine transporter 2-like. The record is from RefSeq and is a predicted model, not a curated record. Lineage: Eukaryota; Metazoa; Chordata; Actinopteri; Perciformes; Nototheniidae. Gene Ontology annotation, cellular component: plasma membrane. Gene Ontology annotation, biological process: amino acid import across plasma membrane; nitrogen compound transport; sodium ion transmembrane transport. The transcript has 6 exons. Gene Ontology annotation, molecular function: amino acid:sodium symporter activity. The coding region runs from base 1 to 702 and encodes 233 amino acids.